AUGGCAAACGCCAGCAAGCCCACCCUUCCUGUCGAAGGCAAGCGCAACGUCUUGAUCACCAGCGCUCUUCCGUACUCCAACAACUUGCCUCAUCUGGGCAACGUCAUCGGCAGUGUUCUCUCAGCGGACUUGUACGCCCGUUAUUGCAGAGCCAGGGGAUACCAGACCCUCUACGUCUGCGGCACAGAUCAAUAUGGCACUGCCACCGAAACAAAGGCCCUAGAAGAAGGUACUGACCCUGCUACUCUAUGCGCCAAGUACCACGCUCUCCAUAAAUCCAUUUACGACUGGUUCCGCAUCGAUUUCGACAUCUUCGACAAGACGCCGACCCAACACCAGACCGACAUCGUACAAGACAUCUUUGCGAAGCUUUGGAAGAAUGGCUACAUCUACGAAGAUGAGACAAUUCAACCUUUCUGUGCCGUUGAGACUCACAACACCUUCCUUGCCGAUCGUUUCGUUGAGGGCGAGUGUUCCAUCUGUGGUGACAAAGGCGCCCGUGGUGACCAGUGUGAUGCCUGUGGCUCCAUUCUUGAUCCCCUCAAGCCUGAGGAAAAGACCGAUGGAGAAGCGAGCAACGAAGUCAAGGCCACUGGCUGGUUGGUGAACCCCCGCUGCAAGGUCGACGGCACAGCUCCCGAAGCCCGCAAGACGAAGCAUCUCUACUUAAAGCUCGAUGACAUCGCCGAGCAGCUGAAAGACUGGUACAAAUCCACCGCAGAUAACGGAUGGAGUGCCAACGCCAAGGCCAUUACCCAAUCCUGGAUUGAUAAGGGUCUCAAGCCUCGUGCCAUUUCCCGUGAUCUCAAAUGGGGCGUCCCAAUUCCCGAUGUUGAGGGCCUAAACGUCGAGGACUAUGCGCGCAAGGUCUUCUACGUCUGGUUCGAUGCUUGCAUUGGCUACAUCUCUAUCACCAAGACCUAUACCGAUGGCGAUAACCGUGACGGCACGAACUGGGAGAAGUGGUGGAAGAACCCUGAGAAUGUCCAACUCAUGCAGUUCCAGGGUAAGGAUAACGUUGGCUUCCAUAGCAUCGUUUUCCCUUCAUGCCUACUCGGCACCAAGGAGAACUGGACCAAGGUGAACAGAAUCUCUGCUACAGAAUACCUGAACUAUGAGAACGGCAAGUUCUCCAAGUCCCGUGGUAUCGGUGUCUUCGGCAACAACGCCAAGGAUACUGGCAUUGACCCCGAUAUCUGGCGAUUCUACCUGCUUUCUCGCCGCCCAGAAGUUGCCGAUUCCGAAUUUAAAUGGGAGGAAUUUAUCGAUGUCAACAACAACGAGUUACUCAAGAAUGUCGGCAACUUCAUCCAGCGUACCUUGAAGUUCUGCGUGGCCAAGAUGGAGAGCACUGUUCCUGCUGCUACCGUCAGCAAUGACCUUAUCGAUGCCCACAAGGCGGCAGCUAACCAACUGCUUGCCUCAUACAUUGGCCACCAGGAGGCUAACAAGAUGCGCGGCGGCAUUUCCGAUCUUCUAAAUUUCUCUACCCUCGGAAACAAGUUCCUUCAGGACAACGGCUUGAACAAUAAACUCCUAGCCGAGGAGCCCGAGCGCUGCAACACCGUGAUCAAUGUUGCCAUCAACCACGUGCACCUCUUGGCUGGCCUCCUCUAUCCUUACAUGCCCACCACGGCGGAGUCCAUCUUCAAGCAGCUUGGUCAGGAGGCGAAGCCAUUUAUUCCCGACACCUUCGCCUUUACCGCUGUUCCCGCCGGCCACAAGAUUGGUACCCCUGAGGCACUCUUUUCCAUCAUCCCCGCUGCCAAGCUCGAAGAGUGGCGGGAUGCCUACGGCGGUGAAGAGCUAAAGAAGCAGAAGGCUCUUGAAGCCGAGAAGGCCGCGGCGAAGAAGGCGAAGAAGCUGGCUGAUAAGGAGAAGAAGAAGGCGAAGAAGGCGGAGGCUGCUGAAGCGAAGCCUGAUGGUGCCGUAGAUGUUUCGAAGCUAUCUUUGGAGGAGAAGAAUUAG
This is a messenger RNA of Cordyceps fumosorosea ARSEF 2679, 1968 nucleotides long. Its product is annotated as methionyl-tRNA synthetase. NCBI's taxonomy places the organism in Eukaryota, Fungi, Ascomycota, Sordariomycetes, Hypocreales, Cordycipitaceae. Gene Ontology annotation, biological process: methionyl-tRNA aminoacylation. Gene Ontology annotation, molecular function: ATP binding; methionine-tRNA ligase activity. The transcript has 2 exons. The record is from RefSeq and is a predicted model, not a curated record. Bases 1 to 1968 code for a protein of 655 amino acids. Gene Ontology annotation, cellular component: aminoacyl-tRNA synthetase multienzyme complex; cytosol.